AUGGAGAAGAAUACUUCUUCAGCUUCGACUGAAAAUGAAGAGGUAUUAGUAAUAUGUAUAAUUGUAGAAUAUAUUUUUAAAUUUAAACAGGCUAUUAAUUAUGUAGAAGAAAACAAUCCUAGCUUAAUCAUCGCUUCACGUCCUAUAGAAAACAAUCCACGUUUAUAUUUGGACAGGCUUCCAAAAGGAGCCAGAAACUUGGAUGAAAGCUCGUCUUCGAACAUCAGCGCCGCAAAUCCAAACUUCGACACAUCCUCAGAGGAGAUUAGUCAACCUCUGGAUUUAAAUUUAGGGAGUUCUUCUAAGCCUCCUUUGGAUAAGAUGAAAAGUUUGCCAACAUAUGAGGAAAACAUGGAUAGUGACUUGAUUUUUAAAAAUAGAUCUUUCCGAGAAAUUAAUAAAAAGAAAAGCUUGGAUGUAUCAGAGCUAACUGGAUCGCCAUUAUUAUCGGAAUAUAGUAAAAAAGAGAAUGUAGCUGAACCAACAACAGAGGAAAUUCCUAAGAUUGGGUCUAAAAAUAAAGGGAAUGUUGAGCAAACUAUAAGCAAACCAUUAGCUCAUGAAAUUCCUACGCACGAGAUAAAAAAUAAUGAUAAAAAUAAAAAGCAUGUGAACGAAUCAAGUAGCAGUAAUUCAACUGUUAGAAAUCAAAUAGAUCGUUUUGAGAACCUUUUUCAUCGAGGUUUGUUUGUGCCUUUUUUAAAUCAUUUUUUAUUAAAAGCUGAGAGAAAUGAAAGCUCUGAUGAAAGUGAUCAGGAGACUAAUAUAAAUGCUAAUGGAUGGAUUACUCGAGCAAAUAAUGGGAAUCAACUAAUGACUAGAGAAACCCGUCCGUUAGUUUUGCCACCCAGAAUGCAUGCGGAACAAAUACUAAAGAGAAACGGUGGAAGUAGUAGCAAUGGUCCAAAUAAUGGAGAGAGUGUUUUAUCUCCAAAGGUUUAUUUUAACAUGUACAUACGGAUAUUAGACUUAAACAUUUUAAGUUACAGUCAAAGAGAACCAACUUUCCUAAAAAGAAGCAGCCAAAUGAGGAUUGAAUUUUUUGGAUCAUGGAUGUGA
Molecule: messenger RNA, 1059 nt
Organism: Meloidogyne enterolobii
Lineage: Eukaryota; Metazoa; Nematoda; Chromadorea; Rhabditida; Meloidogynidae
Source: the annotation of a GenBank genome assembly